AUGUCGAUUCGAGUUUCUGAAAGCGAAAUUUACGAGGUCGAAAGUGGGAAAAUCAAGGGAAUCGCGUAUAAUAUCGACAAUUGUAAGAAUUAUGUGGCUUGUCUGGGAAUCCCGUAUGCUGCAGCGCCGAUUGGAGAGCUGAGAUUCGAAGUAUGUGAGGUCUAAAGACUUUUCUGUCUCUCAAAAAACGUCUCGUAAAUAUACCUUUAGCUUUGCCAUAUACACUUGUUACUGUUCCUAUUUUAGAAGCCCCAACCGCCAAAGAAAUGGCGAAAUGUCCGGAACUGUACCCACUUUGGAGCCCCUUGUCCGUACAGAGAGCCUCCUAAUGGAGAACACAAACCUCAGCUGGUGCAUUCGGAGGAUUGCUUAUUUUUGAAUGUGUUUGCGCCGGUUGCAAAUAAUCAAGUAAGUUUUAUUAUGUUUUUUAAGUGUAGAAGUGGCCAAGUUUUGAAUGCCAACUUUAUCAUAAUUUACAUCUGAUAGUGAGAGAGGAAAUAGGGAAUUUUAUAAAGUAUAUUCAGAUCAAACGUGCUUUUUUGAACCCUUUUUUGAGAGUUUUAGAAUCAUCAAUAAAAAUUGUGAGUCUUUUUUUCUAAUUUCCUGGUCAAUCUCUUCUUGUUUUCGAUCGUCUCGCGCUCGCAGAGAUUGUUGAAUAUCUCGACUGCCUCUUCAAAAUACAUAUUGAAAUUUUCAUAAUUUGUUACAUGUUGUAUGUAGUUCACGUCUGCGAAAUUCAGAGAGAAUCUGGCCACUUUCAGCCAACCAAAUAAACUUUUUGAUUUGAGGCUCCCUACAGUAAUAUAAAGUAAAAAUGAGCCUUUUUGCUAAUUCCAAUUUUCCUCAGCGCCCUUAUAAAUGUUGACUAGACCACUCAGUAAUCUAACUGUCUCACUGAACCUGUUUUCAGUAUUACAAAGCCAAGAAAUUGCCAGUUUUUGUCUUCAUCCAUGGUGGUGGAUAUGUCUUCGACAACGCCGCCAACUACGGAUGCUCCUCAAUCUGCCAAAACCUUUGCUCCAAGGACGUGGUAGUUGUCACCCUCAACUAUCGCCUCGGGCUUUUCGGCUUCUUAACAUUGAACGAUGGAAAAGUUAAGGGCAAUUUUGGGCUUUGGGAUCAAACCGAAGCCCUAAAAUGGGUCAAAAAGAACAUUCACGUGUUCGGAGGGGACCCGGAGAAUAUCACAGUUGGAGGACACAGUGCUGGAGGCUCGUCGUCUGAUUUGUUGGCCAUUUCUCCGCAUUCCAGAGGUAAGAAAUGGGGGAGAAUGAGAUUUUUUGGAAUAGAUGGUCAUGUAUAAUAUAAAUUAAUGCUGCAAAGGGGUUUUGGCAAUAGUAUAUUAACCAACUUGUGUUUCAUGAGCAUUUUUAAAGCAAAUCUUUCAUUUUUGUUAGUUUCGGGGCCAUAGAAACAGCUAAAACAGAAUGCCAAAUAUGGCGGGAAAUUUGAAUUUUUAAAGGGUUCUUCCCGAUUUUUCAAGUUUUUCGGACAUUCCCGAGAAAGUAAUGAUCUUUGCAACUAGUAAUUUCCCCAUCCUUGAAACACUCAAAAAUCGACAAAUUUGCCUCAGUAUUACCCGUUUCACCUUGUUUUAGACCUCUUCCAACGCGUAAUCCUCUUCGCUGGCGCCUCCAAAUGCGGAUUUGCCGUGGAAUCCCCGGAAACAAUGCGGCGACGAGUCUGGAAGUUCGCCGCAUCCAAAGGCUACCCCAAAACUGAAGCCGAUUUUUCCACAAAAUCGGCGGCGAACGAGGAUUUGAUGAGAUUUUUGAGAUUGCUGAAAGCCGAUGAUCUGAGACUUGGCCUGGCUGGACUACCCGCUUUCGCCAAGGAGUUUACAAUGCACUGUGCGCCUGUUGUUGAUGGAGACUUUUUCCCGGAGGAAAUCGAGAAAUUGAGAAAAAAUGCGCCGAGAAAGCAGAUUUUGGUUGGAGUCACCCUGUUUGAGGGGCUGAAUUUGGGUGAGUUUAUGUUAAUAUAGCAUUCAAAAAGCUGUUUUAUGAAGUAAAAAGUCUUCUACAUUCUUUUUUUUCAUAUCUUUUCUGCAAAUUUCGGGAAUUGUAUAUAAUUUUUGAUCCAAAAACAUUAAAAAUUGCCAUGGAUAAGAUAAUCUGAUGUUUGAAAUCGGCAGAACUUUAAAUAAAAAUACCAAACACAAAGGUCGGACGUAUUUUACCAUCAGUCUUGACAUUUUUAACCGAAUUUUCAGCGUUUCCAACCUCUAAAACACAAUGCCAAAAAUGGCGGGAAAUUUAAAAAUUUGAAUUUUUAAGCUUCCAGUCAUGGGUAAAAUACGGUAGAAUUAGCCGUGCUGUAAAUAGAGUGCAAAUUUUCAGCAAUUGGCCAAUCCGGAGACAAGCUGACUAAAUUUACCCUGAGGCAAAUCGGAUUUGGAUUGAAGCAAAAGAACCCGCAGAUCGUCCAAGAAGUCUACAACGAAAUGUUGGGCUCUACAACUUUCAAGAAUACUCAUGAGCAGAACGUUUUCAACGUCAAUGUAAGCGAUUUUUCGACUAAUUGAACCACUUUUUUAUAUUGCUUUAGGUUCUUUCCGACUUUUUCAUCAAUAACGGAGUCUGGGAGAGUGCCAAAAAUUGGCAAAAUGCGGGAUCCGAAGUGUUUUUGUAUACCUUCGAUUAUAUUCAAAAGGGCAUGCUGAAAACGAUGCAAAAAUAUCUUCCAUUCGAAGGUGAGUUGGUGAUGGAUAAUAUAAAAUUUUAUCUGAAAAGAGUUUUUUGAUGGUAAAACGUGGUUUUUGAGGGUUGAAAAGCCUUCAAAAAGACUUCUGUGGCCAUUCUUACAUUAGAAAUGAUCUUUUUGAGGCUUGAAACAUAAUGCCAAACUUGGCGGGAAUUUUAAAUUUUGAAUCGUAAAUGGAUGAAUUUUGGUUUGUUAUAACGCACAGCAUCCCCACUGCGUAUUUUACACUCAUUUUGAUCAUUCUCUAACGAGAUCGGUUAUCUUUUUAGUGCUGAAACAGAAUGCCAAAUUUUGGCGGGAAAUUCAAAAUUAAAAUUUUUUAUUGUUUUCAGCGGCUUGCCACGGAGUUGAGAUGGCCUUUAUUUUUGGCCAAAAUAUCCUGGCCGACUCAAACUUGGAACGACAAGAUCUCGAGGUUUUGGAGCGAUUCACCAGCUAUUUGACCAACUUUAUCAAACAUGGGUAAGAUCAUCAAAAUUUUUAGACAAAAAAUUAAUUUUUUAGUAAUCCAAGUGGCGAUGGUCAGGUUUUCACUCCACUUACUGGUCGGAAUCUCUUCAAACAUGUGGUAAUUGAGGGCAACAAGACCUACGAAAAGGAUGACUUUUGCGGUGGAAGGCCUGAGAAAUGGAUUCAGAUCAGAGAAAGCAUCCGAGCUGGUAGUAAAUUGUAG
This is a messenger RNA of Bursaphelenchus xylophilus (pine wood nematode), 3376 nucleotides long. Lineage: Eukaryota; Metazoa; Nematoda; Chromadorea; Rhabditida; Aphelenchoididae. The record is from the annotation of a GenBank genome assembly.